Messenger RNA from Drosophila pseudoobscura, 2553 nucleotides. It is a transcript of the gene pdgy, whose product is annotated as acyl-CoA synthetase family member pudgy. Gene Ontology annotation, molecular function: long-chain fatty acid-CoA ligase activity. Lineage: Eukaryota; Metazoa; Arthropoda; Insecta; Diptera; Drosophilidae. Gene Ontology annotation, cellular component: mitochondrion. The record is from RefSeq and is a predicted model, not a curated record. The transcript has 5 exons. Gene Ontology annotation, biological process: long-chain fatty acid metabolic process; fatty-acyl-CoA biosynthetic process. Bases 128 to 1918 code for a protein of 596 amino acids.
CAACACUCGACAGCAGCAGACGUUAGGCACCACUCAGAAGCAGAAGCAGCAGCAGCAGCAGCCCCAGCCAAAUUCCAAACUCGACUCCAGUUUCAAAUACACAAACACACACACACACAGAGAGACCAUGUAUCCAGCCACUCAGUUGCUGCGUCUGCGCAGCGCCUCCGCCUUGAGCAGCGCUGCUACACGCUCGAUAACGACCAAACGCCGGCAGAGGAACACCAGCACGGUGAGCGCCGAGAGGGCGCGAGCUCAGGGCGACAGCGAGACGGACAAGUUCCUGCACUACAGCCCCGAGGAUGGCUACUACAAGACCUCCCCCUACGACCCCAUCGUAGUGCGCAAUGUGCCGCUCCACGAGUACGUCUGGCGGGACUUCAAGAAGUGGGAGAGCCGCACGGCAGCGGUAUGCGUCGUCACCGAUCGCCAGUAUACGUUCGCCCAGAUGCGGGAUGCCAGUGCCGCCUUUGCGGUUCGCCUCCAGACAAAGUUCAAGCUCCGCAAGCCCGACGUGGUGGCCAUCUGUCUGCCCAAUUUGCCGGAGUACCCCAUCGCCACGCUGGGCGCCAUCGAGGCCGGCCUGACGGUUACCACCGUCAACCCCAUCUACACCGCUGAGGAGAUAGCCCGCCAGCUAACCUUCAGCGCGGCGAAUCUCAUCGUGGGCACCGUCCAGAACUAUGGAACUCUGAACGAGGCCUGCAAGCUGGCCGGUAAGCGGCUGCCCAUUGCCGUGAUCCGGAGCCGGCAGGAUGAUUCCCUGCCCGCGGGAGCCAUCGACUUCUUCGAGCUGAUUAGCACCCAGAAUGUGCGCUACGAUGACCUGCAGGUGCCGAAGGAGGCGACUGCGGACGACAUGGUCUUCCUGCCCUUCUCCUCGGGCACCACUGGCUUGCCCAAGGGCGUGAUGCUGUCCCACAACAACAUCACCAGCAACUGCGAACAGGUCCAGGCCGCCCUGACGCUAAACCUGAACGUCCAGGACACGUUGCCCGGAGUGCUGCCUUUCUUCCACAUCUACGGCCUCACUGUGGUGAUGCUGUCCAAGCUCGGCCAGGGCUCCAGGCUGGCCACAAUGCCGGCCUUCAAGCCGGAUGAUUUCAUGAAGGCCCUGGACCAGUACAAGGGCAGCAUCUUGAAUCUUGUACCGCCCAUAGCGCUCUUUAUGAUCAAUCAUCCCAACAUAAAUGAGCAGACGGCCCCCGCAUUGAGAGUUGUGAUGAGCGGAGCCGCACCUAUUGGCCAGCACGAUGUAGAGCGUUUUCUGCAGAAAUUCCCCAAGGUCGCCUUCAAGCAGGGCUAUGGCAUGACCGAGGCCUCGCCUGUUGUGCUUCUUACACCAGAAGGCAAUACACGCUACGCCUCCACGGGCAUCCUUUCAGGCUCUACUGAGGCCAAGAUUGUGCCCCUGGAUGGCGCUGAUUUGAAGGGUGUGGGACCCCGUACCACUGGCGAGCUGUGUGUGCGUGGACCUCAGGUGAUGUCCGGAUAUUUGAACAACGAGGAGGCCAACGAGGUCACCUUCUUUCCGGGCAACUGGCUGCGCACUGGCGACGUGGCCUUCUACGACGAGGACGGCUACUUCUACAUCACGGACCGCAUGAAGGAGCUGAUCAAGGUGAAGGGCUUCCAGGUGCCCCCAGCGGAGCUGGAGGCGGUACUCCGCGACCACCCGAAGAUCCUCGAGGCCGCUGUCUUUGGGAUCCCGCACGAGGUGAACGGAGAGGCGCCACGAGCGAUUGUCGUGCUCAGGCAGGGCCAGGAGGCCACGGCCGAGGACAUCGCCGCCUAUGUGGCCGAGCGCGUGGCCCACUACAAGAGGCUCGAGGGCGGCGUUAUCUUCGUGGACGAGGUGCCCAAGAAUCCCACCGGCAAGAUACUGCGCAAGGACCUCAAGGCUCAGUAUUCCGACUGAGCCCUAAGCACGCCUCCCUAGAUCGGGAUCUACGAGUACGAGUACUAUAUAUAUAUUUCAAUCGUUUUUUUUUUUUUGUCUGUUUUAUAAUGUGUGUAUGAUAUCCACCAAUGUUGGCCCUGGUCCGAAGAGUUGAUCCCGUGCGGGCUUGUGUGAGCAUUGCAUUUAGACCUUCGAAAACAUUUAGUCCUAGACUUAGAAGUAGGUCUCGAUUAGUCAUUCGAUUGGUCCAUAGUCUGUAAGAGUAGAAUAGGCUGAACUCGUAGUGUAAGCACCCUCUUCCACUCCCCCUACCUUCGACCCCCUAUCCCGUACCUAGCCCCUACCCACCAUCCAUACAUCAGACCUAAAACUAUAAUCUAUUACACUAUAUACAUAUAUAUAUAUAUAUCAGAUCAGAUCAGAUCGUUUUAUUAUACUUAAUGACGGACCCAGAUCGUAUUGGAGCGUUGAUAUUUCAAAGUUUAAAGACGAAAUUAUGAUAUUCACAACUAAUUUUUUUUUUGUAUAGUGUCCUAAAAUAUAUUUGUUUGUUAAAUGUAUGGUAAAGAGAUGCUGGCAUAUGGCAUGCAUCCAUAAAUGUAUAUGAUAUGUGUGCUAUAAUAUUCGAGAAUAAAGACGGAAUGAACAAGUUA